CGCGGGGCCGCGACGCACCGGGCCGGAGCGCGCCGCGCCGGGUGAUCUUGAGUUCUUCUUAACUUGCUAGUGCUCAGCCUCCUCAUGCCUCCAUCUCCUUUAGACGACAGGGUAGUAGUGGCACUUUCGAGGCCAGUGAGACCUCAGGAUCUCAACCUGUGUUUAGACUCUAGCUAUCUUGAAUCUGCCUCUUCUGCUGGUGAGAGCCACUCCAGUCUGCUCGGCGCAGCUGUCGUGUCCCUAAAGACUGCUAAUCUCACGUAUAUGCCCUCAUCUAACGGCUCUGCACGCUCCCUGAGUUGUGGAUGCAGCAGUGCCAGUUGCUGCACUGUGGCAACGUACGACAAGGACGCUCAGGCCCAAACUCAAGCGAGCACCAGCAGCACCAACGCCGGAGCCUCCACUGCCUGCCCCACCAACCAAAUGGUCAACAGCAAUGAGAACACUGGCAGCUUGAGCCCGUUGGGCGGAGUGGGGAGCCCGGUCUCGGGCACCACCAAGCAACUCGCUAGCAUCAAAAUAAUUUACCCCAACGAUUUGGCAAAGAAGAUGACCAAAUGCAGCAAAAGCCACCAACAGAACCAAGGCCCUGUCAUCAUUGACUGCAGGCCGUUCAUGGAGUAUAAUAAGAGCCACAUUCAAGGGGCUGUCCACAUUAACUGUUCAGACAAGAUCAGCCGGAGGAGGCUGCAGCAGGGCAAGAUCACAGUCUUGGACUUGAUCUCCUGCCGGGAAGGCAAGGACUCCUUCAAGAGGAUCUUUUCCAAAGAAAUCAUAGUUUAUGAUGAGAAUACCAAUGAGCCAAGCAGAGUUAUGCCUUCCCAGCCACUCCACAUAGUGCUGGAGUCACUCAAGCGAGAAGGGAAGGAACCCCUAGUCCUAAAAGGAGGACUCAGCGGUUUCAAGCAGAACCACGAAAACCUUUGCGAUAACUCCCUCCAGCUGCAAGAGUGCCCGGAGGGGGGAGGAGGGGGCGGCGCCUCCGCUGUGCCCCCCACACUACCUCAGUCCAUUCCCACCACGCCGGACAUCGAGAACGCUGAGCUCACCCCCAUCCUGCCCUUCCUCUUCCUCGGAAACGAGCACGAUGCUCAGGACUUGGAGAAAAUGCAGAGGAUGAACAUAGGCUACGUAAUCAACGUGACCACCCACCUGCCCCUGUACCAUUACGAGAAAGGCAUGUUCAACUACAAGCGGCUCCCGGCCACUGACAGCAACAAGCAGAAUCUCAGGCAGUAUUUUGAAGAGGCUUUUGAGUUCAUUGAGGAAGCUCAUCAGUGUGGAAAAGGUCUCCUCAUCCACUGCCAGGCUGGUGUCUCCCGAUCUGCCACCAUAGUUAUCGCGUACUUAAUGAAGCACACGCGCAUGACCAUGACGGAUGCCUAUAAAUUCGUAAAAGGCAAACGACCAAUCAUUUCCCCUAACCUUAACUUUAUGGGGCAGUUACUGGAGUUCGAAGAAGAUCUAAACAACGGUGUUACACCGCGAAUCCUCACACCAAAGUUGAUCGGCGUAGAGACUGUCGUGUGACGACGAAGCUGCAAGGAGGUGGUCAAUGAAGGGGUUAACCUAUUCUUCACCUGAUUUGGGGCAGUGAUGGGUGGGUUGUGGGUUUUUCUUUUUAGCUUUCAAGGGGGGUUUUGUGGCAAACUUUUUGUGAAUAAAAACCUUUUUUUGUAAGGAAAGGUUUUUAAAAGAGAUCCAAGAACUUCGCUGUGUUUGGGAUGCUGUUGUGAUUUCCUUCCCAGAUGCCGGCAGAGCAGGGAGGCUUCGGAGCAAAAGGAGUACUUUUUAAAAUCAAAACAAGAAGAAGAAAUAUUGGGCUUUUUUUUUUUUUUCU
Gavia stellata (red-throated loon) is the source of this 1840-nucleotide messenger RNA. It is a transcript of the gene DUSP10, whose product is annotated as dual specificity phosphatase 10. Gene Ontology annotation, cellular component: cytoplasm; cytosol. Bases 85 to 1530 code for a protein of 481 amino acids. The transcript is spliced from 4 exons. Gene Ontology annotation, molecular function: protein tyrosine/threonine phosphatase activity; MAP kinase tyrosine/serine/threonine phosphatase activity. The record is from RefSeq and is a predicted model, not a curated record. NCBI's taxonomy places the organism in Eukaryota, Metazoa, Chordata, Aves, Gaviiformes, Gaviidae. Gene Ontology annotation, biological process: negative regulation of JUN kinase activity; protein dephosphorylation.